CCACAUUUGCUUCAUUCUCUCAUCCCGUCCGACACAAAUAGCGAGCGAGAGAGAGAAACGGCCGCCGGGGCAGGCAGCGAGCGAGCAGUGCGGAAAAAGGGCCAAAAGAAAAGCGAAUCCCCCCAAGAAUCAGCAGACACGUGUGUGGACUCGUCUCGUCUCGACCGGGGAAGGAGAGAGACAAUGGCGUGCCCGGCGGCGGCGCUGCUCCUGCCGCUCCUGCUCGGCUUCCUGGCGGCGCCUUCGCCGGCGCGGGCCACCGACCCCUACGCCGCCUUCGACUGGGACGUCUCCUACGUCACCAGAUCCCCGCUCGGCGUCCCGCAGAAGGUGAUCGCAAUCAACAAGGAGUUCCCGGGCCCCGUGGUGAACGUCACAACCAACUACAACGUCGCCGUCAACGUCCUCAACAGCCUCGACGAGCCGCUCCUCAUCACCUGGGACGGCAUCCAGCAGCGGAAGAACUGCUGGCAGGACGGAGUCCUCGGCACCAACUGCCCCAUCCCGCCGGGGUGGAACUGGACCUACAACUUCCAGGUCAAGGACCAGAUAGGCAGCUUCUUCUACUUCCCGCCGCUCUCCAUGCAGCGCGCCGCCGGCGGAUUCGGCGGCAUCACGGUGAACAACCGUGCUGUCAUCUCUGUCCCGUUUGACACCCCCGACGGCGACGUCAGGCUCUUCAUUGGGGACUGGUACAAGAAGAACCACACGGACCUCAGGAAGAUGCUCGAUGAUGGGAAGGAGCUCGGGAUGCCCGACGGCGUUCUCAUGAAUGGCAAGGGGCCGUAUCGGUACAAUGACUCCCUCGUCCCGGCUGGCAUCGAGUACGAGACCAUCAAUGUCGAGCCAGGCAAAACAUACCGCUUCAGAGUCCACAACGUGGGCGUCUCCACGAGCUUGAACCUGAGGAUCCAGGGACACAACAUGGCCAUGGUCGAGACGGAGGGCUCCUACACGAUGAAGCAGAACUUCACCAACCUCGACAUCCACGUGGGGCAGUCCUACUCCUUUCUGGUCACCAUGGACCAGAAUGCAAGCAGCGACUAUUACAUCGUGGCCAGCGCUCGGUUCGUGAACGAGUCGCUCUGGACCAGGGUUACCGGUGUUGCAAUUCUGCACUACUCUAAUUCAAAGGGCAAGGCGUCUGGUCUGCUCCCUGACCCGCCGAAUGAUGAGUACGACAAAUCUUUCUCCAUGAACCAGGCACGGUCAAUCAGGAUGAACGUGACCACUGGUGCUGCUCGCCCGAAUCCUCAAGGAUCAUUUCACUACGGCGAAAUCAACGUGACCCAAGUGUACAAGCUGAGGAACAUGCCACCUGUUACCAUCAAUGGCAAAAAGCGGACCACACUGAACGGCAUCUCUUACUCCCCGCCUGCUACUCCAUUGAGGCUUGCGGAUCUCUAUGACAAGAAAGAAGUCUACACACUGGACUUCCCAACCAUGCCAUCUGACGGACCGCCAGCGAUCGGAUCUUCUGUCAUCAACUCAACGUACAAGAACUUCAUGGAGAUUGUGUUUCAGAACAACGACACGAAGGUUCAGACCUACCACAUCGACGGAUAUGCCUUCUGGGUCGUAGGAAUGGACUAUGGUGAGUGGAAGAACGAAAGUCGUUCUACGUACAACAAGUGGGAUGGUGUUUCCCGUUGCACCACUCAGGUAUUCCCCGGAGCAUGGACUGCCGUCCUGUUGUCGCUCGACAGCCCGGGGUUCUGGAACGUGCGCACGGAGAACCUGGACACGUGGUACCUCGGCCAGGAGACGUACAUCCGGGUGGUGGAUCCUGACGGAGGCUACAACGUGACCGAGUCGGUGAUACCGGACAACGCCCUCUUCUGUGGCCUCCUCAGGGAAAAGCAGAAGGCUCAGAAGCCGCACGGGUCGUCGUCGAGCUCGGCGUCCCCUGCGGUAAAACAGAGCGGCUACCUGCUGGCGGUGUUGGUGUCGCUGGUCGCGUUUUCUGUCGUCGGACAGUGAACUGAAGUGAUUGCCAGCUAGUGGUGCGUGCUAGAUCUGCGGUUUGUGAGUUAGGAAAUUGAGAAUGUAGGUUCUCCUCCACCGAAUGGGUGGGGAGGCCCUGCCAUUGUUGCGUAUCGGCGAAUUCGUCGAAAGUGUUAACAGAGUUGUGUGCGAGCAUUGUUUGUGUGUGGUACUCGCUGCUGCCUGUGGCCCCGCAAUUGGGGGCGCUGUGCCGCCGCCUUUGAGGAUGAUGAUUUUUAGCUAGCCCUGUGAAAGACGACUUGGUUAUUGGUUA
Aegilops tauschii subsp. strangulata is the source of this 2257-nucleotide messenger RNA. Its product is annotated as monocopper oxidase-like protein SKU5. Gene Ontology annotation, molecular function: copper ion binding; oxidoreductase activity. The record is from RefSeq and is a predicted model, not a curated record. Lineage: Eukaryota; Viridiplantae; Streptophyta; Magnoliopsida; Poales; Poaceae.